Molecule: messenger RNA, 7559 nt
Organism: Macrobrachium nipponense
Lineage: Eukaryota; Metazoa; Arthropoda; Malacostraca; Decapoda; Palaemonidae
Gene: klu
Exons: 2
Coding region: 2667-5126 (819 amino acids)
Source: RefSeq, a predicted model, not a curated record
CUAGGGAUUCGGCCCUACGCUGGUUGGUCUGUUUGGGGCGGCCCAGGCUGGGACCGAGCCAGUGGGGGGGAAGUCUUGGCCCCCAACGCCCUCUGAGUGUGUGUGUGAGUGUGAGUGUGUGUGUGUCUUGCGUGUAUUAGUCUGCCCCUCACUCGCCAGUGUAGAGUAGAACAGGUGGCAAAGAGCAGGUACGCUAGAAGCACACUCGGAGAUAGCUUACAGAGCGUGAGUGACAAACACAAAGAAAGGAAACAAGCAAAGUGAAUGCAAGAGGCCACAGAGAUAAGAUUACGAUUUUUCUCGUUCCCGUUCGCCGAGUUAACGCAACUGCGAGGCAAAGCAAGCAACAGGAGGCGCAGCUACCUUCUCUAUCUCUCCCUCCCUCUCUCUCUCUCUCUAAUAAGGUCCUCGAUUAACAAACAAACCACUCCUAGACGCUGAGUUUUGUUUGGACUUUCGUGUUUGGUGUUCGUCAUCGUCGUCGUGUUGCUCAGAGCGUCAGGCGUCACGGAGGAGAAGUUCAGUCAGCAAUUCGCAAUUUGCAUUCACGAGAGGUAAACAUAAAAGACAGUGGAAACCAAAGAGGAAAACCAAUACAACUUCGAAAAAGAGAAGAAGCGAUGGUGAUCUUGUGCUGAUGUGGUGAAAAUUCAAUCCAGCUUUAUCGUAAGCGAUCGCUAAAGAUUAUUCAAGCAGAAACACAUACAAAUGAAACCAAAGUACAGUAAAUAUUUAAGGAGAUAGCUCAACUGAAGCAGUGCUAGAAUUACUAUAAUCAUUCACAGGUGCAUCGACAUUAUUCUGAUUGAAAUACUCAAGAAGUGAGCAAGUUGACACAACUGACCUCGCAUCGCCUAAAUUUUUUUAUCUCAAGAAACAAUUUCUACAAAUUUUUAAAAAAUUAUUGCCUAUCCUGAAAACAAAUUUUUACAAAACUGAACACUUAUGAUUGCUUUUAGUAAUUGAAAAAAAAAAAGACUUCAUAUCUUAAAAUUUGCUACAAAAAAUAAAUAAACAAAAGAAAAAUUGACAGUGACGUCAAGCAUUGGUGAGGAUAUAUAACCAAGGUUCAACCAAAGUGCAGUUGUCAAUAAGUGGUUAUAGGCAAAUGAUCACGAAAUACAAAAACCUACUAGCUAAAUCGUGCAAGCUAAUAUAACAGCAUCAUUACAAGCUAAAGAGGAAACAUCAGGUGCCACAAAGAAUUCAGGUAAGGGAGUACAAGAAAAAAAUUCUUGCACACACACACAUACAUAGCUGCUGUAGUUGUGUAUGGGGAGAGAGCAAGCAUAAGCAGCAAGGAUAAGCAUCUGACUUUUCCGGGGGACAAAACUUGCGUGGUCUUUCCAUAAGAGGGAAAUCGUCCUCCUGCUGUAGAGAGCACGACACGAAAGCAACAGCAGCAGCAGCAGCAGCAGCAGCAGUCAUCGAGGGGCUCUCUCACAGCCUACUGAACGCUUUCGUCAUCUCACCAACGUGCGAUCAGUCAAACGGCUCCCUCCCUCCCUCUCUCUCUCUCUAACUCUCUUUCUGUCUUAUUCUCCCACUCACUUGCAUCACCGCUCACUCUCCCUCUCUCAUUUCAUGCGCAUCCCACUGACGUAAGCACCCAAAGAGCAGAGAGAGAGAGAGAGAGUUUAGAAAGAGAGAGAGGGAGAAAUCAGACAUGUGUAGUAGUGUUCUGACCGAUCGCAUAUAGCAGCCUUACGAUCACGGUACACAGGCAGUCGAGGCUGGGGCGCCUUCAAACCCAGCUUCAGCUCUUCUAUCUCUUAUCAAGAAAUAAUAAGAGAGAUACAGAGAGGAAGAGCCAAGGAACGGUGAGCGAGAAAUAGAGAGACAAACAGACCGACAGACACUCAGAAGUGCAGUUGCAAAUAAAAGUGAAUAUCAAACGCGAACGAUAGUGCCGCCGAACGUGAAAGCUGCGUCAAAACUCUAGCAAGGAAAACAGAACUCGGCUUUUCAAUUCCAAAGUGUGUGAGAAAAAGUUAGAGGCCCCGAGGGAUAAAGAACAGCAUCGCAGCAGCAACAGCAAACAGUCAAAACAGCGCGAGAGGCAGCAAUUGAACGGCCGUCGGUGUCAAGGUGCUAAAGUGGUGAAGAGAAAGAGACCACGUGCCAGGUCUCGCUCCGACGGUGAAGUUGUCGUUCCGGCCAAGGCUGCCUUCCACAAGAGGUGUCUCCUUUCCAAAGAACACCAUUGGGACCUCCCGAAUUCCGCUCCUCCGUCCUCAGAUUCCAGAACCUCUGCCGCGACAGCCGACAGUAAAAAGUCCUCCUCCUCCUCUUCAUCCUCCUCCUCCCCCUCCUCCUCCUCUAAAAGCAAACACGACGACGACUCGCCUAUUUCGUCUCAGAAAACCAUACCCGUGGCUCCCAACAUCGUGCCGUUGUCCCUGGAAGGUUGGAGUCCUAAACGGGUUGGGCUGGAGCCACAGAGUGCCUCCCUGGCCCGAACGACCACGGGAUUCCUCAGUGCUUUCUUCUCCCUCAAUCAUCGACUGCAAGUGGCUCAGACUUCAGGAGCUACAAUAGCCAUACCAGGGAGUGCCCCUGGCCGGCUGCUUUACGUCCGCGACGAUGAUACGAGGCGGGGGCAGCCGGGUCCCACCCAUGGAACCCGCCCCCGGGCCCGCCCACGCCCACCGUCUCCUGCGCCCUCGAUGAUCAGCGGGGAAAAUGGCACAUCUACAGCCAAUCCCGCCAAUCACCACGACCAGUCGUCCGCCCUGCGGAAGAGGAAGCGGCUCAGCCAAGUUGUGCUGGAGCUGACCUCGCAGGCCGUACGACGCCCCCCAGACGACAAGCCCAUAAACAACAACAGCCCCCAGGACAACUCCUCCCAGGACAAGAACCCGGACCCUGUGCCUUCACCGGCACAACCAGAAAAAAGACCCAUGUUCAGCAGACAGCCUGAAGAUGUACCCCUUCAAGGUCCUGGCCAGGACCAAGGGGAAGACCCGGGAAGAAGUCCUGGUCUUAGUCCUGGCCUUAGCCCUGGAAUUAGCCCAGUGCCUGGUCACAGUCCAGUACCUGGUCACAGCCCUGUGCCUGGUCACAGCCCAGUCCCUGGUCACAGCCCUAGUCUCAGCCAGGGGCUUAGCCCUGGUCUCAGCCCAAGAGUUACAGUCCAGGAUGAAACAGGCCAGGAAGCCAUGAAAGUAGACACACCACCCUCACCUAAAGAAGUCCCAGGAGAGGCAGGAGGAGGUACCAGUCCUCUGCCUGAUCCACAACAACGGUCUCCAGGUGUCAUACAGGUCCACAGAUCAGGUGAGGGUAGUAGUAGCAGCAGUAGCACAAGUAGCAGCUGUGGCAGUGGUGGCACAGCCAGAUCACCUCGUGCAGUCCAAAGCGAUGUCUUUAGGUUUGAUUCUUUGGAUCGUGAGAGGUAUUUGUGCAGAGCCAUAAGUGAAGAAGAUGAAGAAGUGUUUUCUCCAGGUCCUCCAGCUCAUUCACCGCAUGCACGUGACUCACCAGCUCUUGCCAGGGUUAACUCUGAUUCUCCUAAGUUAUCUUUCAGUCCACUGAGAAUCAAAGAUCCAAGUAUUGAUGAAGAAGAUCUUGAUUUGGAUACUAAACCACCAUCAUCUGCAUCCUCUCUGGCAUCCAGCGAGGCACCCUCAUCUGGUGGUGUUAUUCGUGGUAUCUUGCCUAAGUUUAGUGUAGUUUGUAGUGAAUCUGGUGAACCUAUAACACACUACCCACCAUGUUCUUGUCACCAUUGCACAAUGUCAGCACGAGACCCUCACCGCCUUGGGCCAUCAGCUGGUUUAUCACAUUCACCCAUUUCACCCCUCACACCAACCUCCCCUCAUACACCAAUUUCACCUUCUCCUGGUCAUAAUGUAGAGCACUACUUUCCACCUACUGUCUACCUCCCAGACCUAUAUCGACGACGCUCUCAUUCAGACUCCGAUUUGCAAUUAUGGUUUGAUCAUAAAGGAGCUACUGCUAGCAGUAGCAGCAGCAGCCACAGUGGGGCUGGUCCCUCAGGAGAACAGCCAUCAACACGAGGGUCUGUUUUACGUCACGGAAGACCCAUCCCUCAACCCCUUUACCUUCCUCGCAAAGGUGGUUCCCUAGAAUCCGAUAUAUCAUCUCCCCAAGACUCUCCUUUGGAUCUCUCAGUAAAAACAACUGGGAGUAUGAAAACUGGGAGUACCUCCAGUACAGACAGUCUGGUACUUCCAGGCACAAUAUCACUUUCUUCUCCUCAUUCUCCAAUGUUAGCAGCCCCUAAGGAUACCCCUCCACCACCCAGAUCACCAGGAGCUCCAGAUCACCAUCGACCAGCAUCCCAUUAUCCAUCUGUACCUGUAGUUAAAGGUGAUGUUGCUUCCCACAGCACAAAAGACAGUGUAGCACUGCGAUAUCACCUGGAAGUAUCUCCAGUAGUAGAAGAGAUGCCACCAGGAGCAGAUGUGGCAUUUGUUUGUCCUGUAUGUGGUCAGAUGUUCUCCCUCCAUGACCGUUUGGCAAAGCACAUGGCAUCCCGGCACAAAAACAAACAGUUAGACACCACAAGUAAGACAUACAUGUGUGACAUAUGUAAGCGUUCAUUUGCACGUUCAGACAUGUUGACACGCCACAUGAGACUUCAUACUGGACAUAAACCAUAUACCUGCCGUGUUUGUGGACAGGUUUUCUCCCGUUCUGAUCAUCUAUCUACUCAUCAGCGAACACACACAGGUGAAAAACCUUACAAAUGUCCCCAAUGUCCAUAUGCUGCAUGUCGUCGGGAUAUGAUAACAAGACACAUGCGUACACAUGCCAGGUAUGAGUUACACGAGUCAUCAUCAAUGGAGGAAGGUGGUGAGGUUGCCAGACCAAAUCUACCCGUUCGCUCCCUAUCCGAGGAACAUCCUGCUCCAAGUCCCUUGUUAGAUUUACCUGGAUUACCAGUUUCUCAGCCCCGCACACCUCAAGGGUCUCCAUUACCACUUUCCCCAGGUCCUCAUGCAGUAAGUGCAGGAGCAGCACAAAAACAAUCACUGGGACCCCCACCUCUGGGAACAGGACCUCCACUGCAAGGUUUAACAGGAAUGGCGGUAGGAGGAACCAAUCUAAUGGGAAGACUGCAACAGCAGCCACAACGUCCCAGGAAGCAAGAAGAAGAUUGAGAGGACUCUCAUGACAAGUCUGGUUCAUGUUUUUUGCCUCGCUGAGGUUUGUCUCUGGCUGGAGGUCGUCCCUCCUUGGCAUGGAGGCAGUUGGAGGCUAGAGGCCUGCUUGGUCUUCUGGCGUUAUUUGUGUGGCGGAAGCAGCCCGCCGUGCCCACUCUGGCCGUGACCAACUUAUCGCCUGGUGCGAUUUAGGUUUGGUCUGUCCCUGUUGUCUGUCUCUCCGGCUGUGCAAUGCAGUACUGCCUGGCUCUGCUCCGUCUCUAAGAUAUGCCAAGAACGGGGAUUUGUUUUUUCCCACUUGGGAGUGGCGGGCCAGGGCCAGGCAGCAACGUGUUGAUGUCAGCACGUGGGUGUCUCAGUGUCAGUGGUCACGUGUUGUGUCGUGUGUGUGCCGCAUGCGGCAUCUCGGGCGGCGGGUCUGCCAGAGUUUUCGCCCACUUUAGGGGAGGGAGCAUACCCUCCUGACUAGAGCAGCUCUGUUUGAGGUGUUAGAAGAGGCAGUUUUAAGCUGUUGCUCUAUACCCCUCCCCACAAUCACUUCCCAAGUCUCUUGGUGUGAAGGUGUUUGCUGGCUGUGGUACUCAAGGGCCCUGGUGUGCCUUUUCAGGGGACAGAGACCAUUCAGGGGGGAAAUUCUCUACAGUUAAAUAAACGGCACGAGAGGUGUAUCACUGUACCUGUUAAUUUAAUGAGAUAGAUAUAUUAUAUAAUUAUAAGGUGAAAACCCCAGGCUACCAGGGUACCCAGUGUCACAAUUAAGAAUGAUCCAUAGUAAGGCUCAACAGGCACAUUUUUAGCACUUGAAAAGUCCUUUGAUGCCAGCUGCUGGCUGCGAGUUUUUAAAAAGGCUAUGCUAGUAAUCAGUAAAAGCUAACAUUGGUUACUAAGGGCUCUAAAUCUGAGAACUGCAAGUCCUGUGAGUUUAAGCUAUAGCUAUUGUGUGGAGAUACAAAUGUACUCGGGUAUUAAGUCCUUUGUAUUAUCAAGCGUUGGUCAUGUUAAUAUCAUGUUUAUACAUAACACCUUUGUUCCUUUUGUUUUCAAUCUGAUGUGGUAAACUCUGCUGAUCUGUGGUGACUUCAGCUGUACUGUUGAGACUCAAGCUGUGCUGUAGCAAUUUAGGCUUUGUUGUGGUCACUUCUGAAUUACUUUGGCAAUCUUAGCUGAGCUGAGAUGGUCAAAUAUGUGCUUUGGUGACUCUGACUAGGCUAAAAUGACAUUAGUUAUGCCAUGGUGACCUAUGCUGGGCUUUUAUGACCUAGGCUAUGCUGUGGUCAACCAAGCUAAGCUGUGGUGACGUCAAGUUAUGCCAUUUUUCUAGUAGUGUCUUUGAAGUCAGAUAUUCACCAGGAAUAUUUUGAUGUCUUGAUUUUUGUUUACAAACUGUAUGACUGUUGGUAGAGGAGUCACAAAUACUCAUGCAACCUGGUCGCUUUGGGCUACAGGCCACUGAACACACACUGCAGAAUUUUAUUUAAUUGGCAACACAUUUUAAAUGGGGCCCCUAGUAGUAUUUUUCAAUGGACUCCCAGAAAUUCACCUCUUAAGCACCUGAACUAUAUGAGACCUAAUUGUGAUUAUGUAUUUAAGAAAAAAGUGCUCACCUUUCUUUUUUGUUUUCUAUGAAACUUUGUAGAGUUUAUGAAUAAUUAUUUUUAUCAUAUGAUGAUUGACCACAUACGGCAACUAUAUGUAGCAAAGCAAAACAUUCUGUCUCGACAAGUUUUAUUUCAUAUAUAGCUUUUAAAAUAUGUUUCUAAAUAUGUUAGUUACCAAGUUACAAUGGUUUAUGUCACAUGAAGUAGCUAUUGGCUCAUAUAAUUGUUUACCUCUUAUAGCUAAAGUGAUCUUGAAUCUAAAACCAGACUAAGAAUAUUACUCCUGUUUUAAGUUCUAUUUCAUCUUUUUUUUUUUUGUGUAAGAAAACAAGAAUGUAAAUUGUUAUGAGAUGUUCUAAUCAAUAGGUUGUAAUUCCCCAAAAACUCCUUAUGUGCCAAACUCAUGGCCAGUUUGCUGUCUGCCUACAACAGUGCUUAACGAUCAUUAGAUAGUUCACUAUUUAAGGCUUGUUUUUUUAUGUGUGUUGUGAGAUGGGACUGUCGGAGGAGAGCUCGCAGUUUACUCUUGACGUGUCAUUUCCUUCUCUCACCAGUCUUCUUUUUUGUAUAUGGAUAAGAAAGCUUUUAUAAAUAUUUCUCCAUAAUUUUGUAGGUAUCGGAUUUUUAAGCAUAUUUUUAUUGUAAGACUAUUUAUGUUGACAUGUAUAUAUAUAUUUACUAUAAUUAUCAUCAUCAUCUUUAUUUUCAUUAUUAUUAAUUUCAUUAUUAUUAUUAUUGUAAUUAUUAUUAAAUUAAUUUAACACGCAAACACUCCUGAAAAAAGACACGGACUCUUGUCAGCCAUGGAAGACAGUGAUGAAAAAAAAAAGAA